Molecule: messenger RNA, 2376 nt
Organism: Oryzias latipes (Japanese medaka)
Lineage: Eukaryota; Metazoa; Chordata; Actinopteri; Beloniformes; Adrianichthyidae
Gene: fermt1
Product: FERM domain containing kindlin 1
Biological process (GO): cell-matrix adhesion; integrin-mediated signaling pathway
Cellular component (GO): focal adhesion
Molecular function (GO): integrin binding
Source: RefSeq, a predicted model, not a curated record
UUACCUGUCUGAGUGGGCUGGGCGUGGCUACGCCACAGGAGAAACGGCUCCCUUUCAUCUUCAUUACACACUCUCUGGAAACUGACCUGCACACACCUGGGAGCUCAGACCAUGAUCACACCUGCACAGUAUGGAGAAACCUCGUGGGAGCUGGGCGUGCAAGUGGACGAGAAGGAGGGCGUGGAGUCCAUGAAGUUCAAACUCCGGGUGGCUGGAGACUUGCAUGUCGGAGGCCUCAUGCUGAAGCUGGUGGAGAAAAUCAAGGCUCCUCAGGACUGGUCCGACCACGCCUUGUGGUGGGAACAGAGGAAAUGCUGGCUGCUCAAGACUCAUUGGACUUUGGACAAAUAUGGAAUUCAGGCUGAUGCCGACCUGCGCUACACCCCCCAGCACAAACCCCUUCUCCUGCAGCUGCCCAACAUGAAAACCAUCAAAAUCAACGUCUGCUUCUCCAGCAUGGUCUUCAAGACGGUCAGCGACAUCUGCAGGCAGCUCAACAUCAGAAGACCGGAAGAACUCUCCUUGCUCAAGCCUCCAGAUGAUCCAAGCAAGAAAAAGAAGAAGAAAGACAAAAACUCUCCUCAGGACGACAUCUUUGACAUUUGGGAUUCGGCGAACGGGGGACCAGGAGGAACAGGCCCGAUGUACAGUAAAACCAUGACGGCGACGUACGACGAGAACGGGAUGCCCAUGUCCGCCACCAGCCUCUGGUUUGGGGAAAACCCCCUGGCCAAGUGUCAGCCCAACCUGCCGCCCGCUGAGCUGGCCAAGAUGUUCGAGCCGCUGUCGCUUGUGGACAAAGCCACCAACAACGCCGGGUGGCUGGACUCGUCCCGUUCCCUCAUGGAGCAAGACGUUCAAAGCAGCGACCGGCUGCUGCUUCGCUUCAAGUACAACGUCUUCUUCGAUCUUAACCCCAAAUACGACGCCGUCAGAAUCACCCAGCUGUACGAACAGGCCCGGUGGGCCAUCCUGCUGGAGGAGAUCGACUGCACGGAGGAGGAGAUGCUGAUGUUUGCCUCACUACAGUACCACAUCUGUAAACUGACCAUGUCCAGUGAGCCGAGGGACAACGCCAACGAACCGGAAGUGGAUGAAGUCGAGGCGGCUCUGUCCAACCUGGAGGUGACGCUGGAGGGAUCGCACACCGACAAAUUCCUGGAAGACAUUACAGACAUUCCCCAGCUGGCGGAUACCCUCCGGCUCUUUAGGCCCAAAUGGCUAACACUGCGUCCAUACAAAGAGUACUGGUUUGUGUUCAAGGACACCAAUAUCUCCUACUACAAGAACAAGGAGGCCUCCAGUGGUGAACCCAUAGAGCAGUUCCACCUCAGAGGCUGUGAGGUGGUCCCAGACGUCAACGUCACCGACAAGAAGUUCGGCAUUAAACUUCUGAUCCCGGUGGCAGAUGGAAUGAAUGAGGUCUACAUUCGCUGUGACAAUGAAAUGCAGUACGCCAAGUGGAAAGCUGCAUGCAUUCUUGCCUCCAAAGGCAAGACCAUGGCUUACAGCUCCUACAAAUCCGAAGUGAAGAACAUCCAUUCCUUCCUGCAAAUGAAGAGCCUAGCGCCGCCUCCCGGUCAUGCAACUCCUGACGUUGACGCCAUGGAAAUGAACGCAGAGAGUUUUGUCUCCCCGCGUUACGCCAAGAAGCAGAAGACUAAACAGCUGACGACGCGCAUCCUGGAAGCCCACCAGAACAUAGCACACCUGUCUCUAAUGGACGCCAAGAUGCGCUUCAUCAAAGCCUGGCAGUCCCUUCCGGAGUUUGGCAUCAAGUACUACAUCGUCAGAUUCAAAGGGAGCAAGAAAGACGAAAUCCUGGGAAUUUCUUACAACCGGCUGAUCCGCAUCGACAUGUCCACCGGCCUGCCCGUCACCACCUGGAGGUUUGCCAACAUGAAGCAGUGGAACGUCAACUGGGAAGUGAGACAGGUGAUGAUAGAAUUCGACCAGAGCGUGAGCAUCGCCUUCUGCUGCCUGAGCUGUGACUGCAAGGUGGUCCACGAGUUCAUCGGCGGCUACAUUUUCCUCUCCACGCGAUCCAAAGACCAGAAUGAAACGCUAGACGAAGACCUCUUCGUUAAACUUACGGGAGGCCAAGAAUGACCCAAAGAGGAACUUCCCCCUUUAUUGUUUUUUUCUUUAUACGAUCCAGCUUUAACCAUAAAUGCAAAUUACUGUUGUUUAACUCAGAUUCUCCUGUAGUUAUGGUUUUUAAAUGACCUUAAAUAUGCUUUUGUAAAUACUUAGGUAAUAUUUGUUUCUCAAAACUUGAAAGAACUGAGAGAUCAACUUCUGUACGGUGUAUAAAUGUUUUCCUUUUAAAUACUAAAACAAUAAAAUAAACACAUUUUUUUAUUGUUUUAUUGAAAA